Cinclus cinclus is the source of this 2558-nucleotide messenger RNA. It is a transcript of the gene PBK, whose product is annotated as PDZ binding kinase. The record is from RefSeq and is a predicted model, not a curated record. Gene Ontology annotation, molecular function: ATP binding; protein serine/threonine kinase activity. The coding region runs from base 269 to 1228 and encodes 319 amino acids. Gene Ontology annotation, biological process: protein phosphorylation. The transcript is spliced from 8 exons. NCBI's taxonomy places the organism in Eukaryota, Metazoa, Chordata, Aves, Passeriformes, Cinclidae.
CCCGGAAUUUCCCGGGAUCGGGAAGAGGUUCUCGGAGUUCCCGGGAUCGGGAAGAGGAUCCCGGAGUUCCCCGGGAUCGGGAAGAGGAUCCCGGAGUUCCCGGGAUCGGGAAGAGGAUCUCGGAGUUCCCGGGAUCGGGAAGAGGUUCUCGGAGUUCCCGGGAUCGGGAAGAGGAUCCCGGAGUUCCCGGGAUCGGGAAGAGGAUCUCGGAGUUCCCCGGACAGCGGAGCCCGACACGAGGAUCGGGAUUGGGAUCGGGAUCGGGACCAUGGACACGUUCCAGUCUCCCACCGUCUCUUCCCGCCGGGACAAAGCGGAUUCCGGCCCCGUGUCCCUGACCAUCCCGGCCUCUCCCUUCAUGCAGAAGUUGGGAUUUGGCACCGGAGUCAGCGUGUACCUGAUGAAAAGGUCUCCGCGGGGAUUAUCCCGGUCUCCGUGGGCCGUGAAGAAAAUCAAUUCUGGCUGUUCCCAGAGCCAGCGGAGCCUCUUCCAACAGAGACUCCGGGAAGAGGCCCAGACCCUCCGGAAUCUGCAGCAUCCCAACAUCGUCGGGUACCGGGCUCUGACGGAGGCUCCGGACGGGAGCCUGUGCCUGGCCAUGGAAUUUGGGGGGGAGAAAUCCCUGAACGACCUGAUCGAGGAACGCCGGGAGCAGGGUCUGGGAGCAUUCCCGGCUCCCACCAUCCUGCACGUGGCCCUGAGCAUGGCCAGGGGUCUCCAGUACCUGCACACGGAGCAGCGCCUGCUCCACGGGGACAUCAAAUCCCCCAACGUGGUCGUGCGCGGCGCCUUCGACUCCGUGAAAAUCUGCGACGUCGGAGUCUCCCUGCCCCUGGAUGAGAACCUGGCAGUGAGCGAUCCCGAGCUGUGCUACGUGGGCACGGAGCCCUGGAAGCCUCCGGAGGCGCUGGAGCCACACGGGAUCAUCUCGGACAGAUCCGACAUUUUCCCGUUCGGACUCACCCUGUGGGAGAUGCUGUCCCUCAGCAUCCCGCACCUGCCCCUGUCCCAGAGCGGAUCCGAAGAGGAUUCGUUUUCCGAGGAAUCCUUCGACGAGGAUUCCUACUACGCGGCUCUGGGCACGCGGCCGGCGCUGCCCCCGGAGGCGCUGGAUCCAUCCCAGGGAUCCGUGCGGGAAUUGUUCGGGGUCUGCACUUCCCGCGAUCCCGGACAGCGCCCGGCGGCCGCGCAGAUCGUCCGGGCCCUGGAGUCCGACCCGCAGCCCUGAACGGACACGGAAUUCCUGCUCACCCCUCUGGAAUUCCCGGGAUUCCUGGAGCCCCGCGUGCUCCCCGGGUUUUCCUAGCGCUUGGUGUUCCUCCCUCGCUCCUGGAAUUCCAGAGGUUGAUGUUCCUGCACUUCCAGCGGGAUGGGGGCGCUGGAGCCCUGGCAUUCCCACAGUUCCCAGAGCCACGACAUUCCCAGAUUCCCGGAGCCCUGAGCUUCCUGCAAUUCCCAGAACUUGACAUUCCCAGAAUUCCAGAGCCUGGCAUUCCCAGAUUUCCAUCAGGACGUGGCUCCGGAGCCGUUCCCGUUUCUCUGGAACAGCUGGAAUUUCGUCCGUCCUAUCCCAAUUUUUUUUUGGGACGGAUUUUCCCUCUCUGGAGUUGGAAUUCCCUGCAUUGUGCAGUUGGAUUCUCCCACUUUUCCAGGUAGGAUUUUCCCAAAUUUUCAGGUUGGAUUUUCCCAGGUUUGGGACUGGGUUUUCCCUCUGUUCUGGGUCGGAAUUUCCUUAUUUUAAGUUGGAUUCUCCCACUUUUCCAGGUAGGAUUUUCCCAAAUUUUCAGGUUGGAUUUUCCCAGGUUUGGGACUGGGUUUUCCCUCUGUUCUGGGUCGGAAUUUCCUUAUUUUAAGUUGGAUUUUCCGUCUUUUAGGUCAGAUUUUUCCUUCCUUUUCGAGUUGGAUUUUCCCCUUUUUUUUUUUUUUUUUUUUUUGUGUGUGUGUUUCUGGACUGGAAUUUCCUGAGUUUUCCCAUUGGAUUUUCCACUGGGAAUCCAGUUUCCCACAUUUUCCACUGGGAAUCCAAUUCCCAUUGGAUUUUCCCACUUCUUGGGUCCAACUUUCCCUCUUUCUUAUUUUUGAGUUGGAUUUUCCCUCUUUUCCCAGGUGGGAUUUUUCCCUCAUUUUAGGUUGGAUUUCCUUCAUUUUCCCACUCUUUGGGAUCUGCAUUUUCCCAAUUUUCCGGCUGAACUUUCCCGCUUUGGAGUUGGAAUUUCCACUUCUGUUUUUGUUGGAAUUUCCUUCAUUUUGGAGUUGGGUUUUCCCUCUCUUCCAGGUGGGAUUUUCCCUCUUUUUUUUAGGACUGACUCUCCCAGUUUUCAGGCUGGAUUCUCCCAGUUUUGGGAUUGGAUUUUCCCUCUUUUUUUUUUUUUUUUUUGGGCUGGAAUUUCCCUCUUUUCAGGUUGGAUUCCCCAUCCCCCCCCCCCCCCACCCCCACCCCUUUUUUCAUCUUGAAUUUUUCCCUCUUUCCAGGUCGGAAUUUCCUUAAUUUUUGAGUUAGAUUUUCCCAAGUUUUUCCCUCAGGAAUGUUCCCAAUAAAUGGAUUUGUUUUCCCCCUC